Molecule: messenger RNA, 1200 nt
Organism: Achroia grisella
Lineage: Eukaryota; Metazoa; Arthropoda; Insecta; Lepidoptera; Pyralidae
Exons: 2
Coding region: 1-1080 (359 amino acids)
Biological process (GO): spindle organization; mitotic cell cycle; establishment of meiotic spindle localization
Cellular component (GO): spindle pole
Molecular function (GO): protein binding
Source: RefSeq, a predicted model, not a curated record
AUGGCUACUGUAAGCCGCUUGCUACCAACACGCCAUGAAUUUUAUGCAGAAUUACAAGAACGCGUUGAUCUUUGUGAAGUUCGGCGUCACAAGAGAUUUCUAGCUGUCUUGUUACUUCAACGUAUGGUUAGAGGUCAUUUAGUCAGAAAACAUAUAGGGUGGCUUUCAAAAAAUGCUAUUACUAUACAAUGUGCCUUUAGAGUACAUCGAGCACGAAAAGCAUAUAGGGCAGCAUUAAGGCGAGCAGUACGGCAAAAGCAUGCUAGACAUUAUGCUCGAGCGGCUAGAAUUAUUCAGGCGCUCUAUCGUGGACAUUAUUCAAGACGAACCAAGUUCUGUUACCGAGCAUAUCGUUGUUGGUUAGCAACAGUCACAGAACGAGGAGAGAGAAGAGCUGCUGAAGCAGUAGAAUUUGGAGUUCGAAGCAGAGCUGACGACUUAAGGAUCUUGGAAGAAGAAGCUCGACAGUGGUUAGCUUUUGUCGUUUUCAAAUUACACCAUCUGUUGAGAACUUACGUUUGUGCAGGCGUGUACUCCAACACAGAAACAUCGGACCUUUCCGAAUUUGAGAAACUAUUAAAAUCUAUACAUUACACGGAAUACAUGAAGAGGUUAAAACGCAAGUACUCUGAAUUUGUAAAGAAAUAUCGACCAAGAUUUUCAAAUAAAAUAUUAUUUCCCGUUAUUGGAGAUGGUGCUGAUUAUUGGUAUUUAUCACUGGCGGAAAUGUAUCAAUUGACAGCACCGUUACCCCAACGCGUGGACACGAGGUAUUUAGCAAUUCAUCAUGGACCGCAGCAUAAACGUCCGUUUUUGUGGAAAAGGGUACGACCACCGAGUCCUGACAAAGGUAGAGGCCCUUUCACUCCACCACGUUCACCGACUUCUUCAAGUAGUCCAGCACCACCAGCGCCCACUCCAACUGUUAGUGGCGACGCUUAUCUCAACAGAGAUCCAAGAUUUCACCUAUAUGUAAAACAUUAUAUUCCUCAACCCGCAUUAUUCGACUAUGUUGACUUUCACAUAAAUGUACUGCUAACUCGGAAAUGCUCUAUAGAACAUAUAAAUAAAGAAAAAUAAUUGCAUUUUAUAAGAUAAUCUUGUUAAUUUUUAAUAUUAAUAACACAACAGAGGUUUGUUUGAAAACACUUGGAUUUUGUACAUGGCUGCGUAUUAUUUCUCCUUUUAUUUUUUUUGCUC